This is a messenger RNA of Anopheles funestus (African malaria mosquito), 2952 nucleotides long. RefSeq names its product transmembrane protein 181. The record is from RefSeq and is a predicted model, not a curated record. The transcript has 5 exons. Gene Ontology annotation, molecular function: toxic substance binding. NCBI's taxonomy places the organism in Eukaryota, Metazoa, Arthropoda, Insecta, Diptera, Culicidae. Bases 363 to 2021 code for a protein of 552 amino acids.
CACUCAGCAUUGUCCGAAUGGUACCUUCCAGUGUAUCAAAGUCGUAGUCGAACACAAACAGUGCUGAUAUAUUCGUCCCAUCUUUAUUAGCAGACGAUGCUAACAAAUUGCGACGUUCGCUAAGCGUUGCAAACAAUUUCAAAUCGAUCCAUUCUGUAGAAUCGGUUGACUAUAAUCGAACACAUAACCGAUGGUGUGCGUGUAAAGCGUAACUAAAUCACAACGUACCGAGCAGGAAAGGGGGAAGAGGCUCAACAUCAACACAUUUACCAUAUGUCAACACGAAGGUCGACCUCCAGCAACCAGGAGCAUUGCAACGGGGCACAUCAAUACGGUACGCGUUAAAACGGUAAGGACGAACCAUGGCUUCGUCUGGAUCGUCCAAACCAUCGGAGGAUACGUCCAAGCUGGGCUACUCGUAUGUAACACCAGCCGGAAUGUGUCUCCGGUUGCGCCAGAGUCUUGCCCGGUUUAGCGAUCUGUUCAGUGAGUUUAAUAAAUACAUCGCACCAGCGUACCAUCAUGACCGGUGCGAACGGUCCGUCCAUAUGCGGCUCUACUCGAUGAACAAGCGCGAAUUUGCCACCGUUUUUCUCGCGUUCUUUGCCUGCUUCGGGCUAGGGAUAUUUAUCGGGCUCGCCGGUCCACCGAUUACGGUGAUGAGCAAGGUAAGCGGCAGUGCGCUACAGCCCAACGUGACCACGUCCGACACACCGAGCAACUAUUUGGCGCGUGGUCCAUUUGUAAUGCGCACACCGCUCCUAACCACCUACUCCCAGCAGCUGUGGAUUAUUGCCAAGCUAACGACGGACAACACGGAUGACGAGAUAGUGGACAAAAAGUUCCACAUCAGUGUACAGAUCGAGGGCCUUACGGCGGAACACAAACCGAUGCCCGUGUACGGUGGUACGCACAACGGUGGUGCGGAUGUGAAAAAUCGCACACGCCAUCUGUCCUGCAGCUACGAAGAGUGCGACGAGUAUACCGUGCUGCAUAUCGGAUUUCUCGACUACGCGCACUACAUCGUGACGGUGAAUUUUUACGGGCUGGAAGCGUUUCACCAGCGGUACAACAUACGGACGGUACAGUUUUACUUUAAAUCGUACAAUCCUGCCUUCACGCAGAUCGAGAUCUGGUUUCGGUUCAUCUUCGUGCUGUUUACAUUCAUCAUCACGUGCUGGUUUGCCCAUACGCUACGGAAAUAUCCGAUGAAUGAUUGGUCGAUCGAACAGAAAUGGCUUUCGAUACUGUUACCGCUGUUGCUGCUUUUUAACAAUCCUAUCUUUCCACUCAUCUUUAUCGCCAACAACUGGUUUCCGGGUAUAAUAGAUGCGCUUCUCCAAACCACAUUCCUCUGCGGUAUACUUAUGUUCUGGCUCUGCGUCUACCACGGGUUGCGACAGAAUGAGCGAAAAUUUCUCACCUUCUAUUUGCCGAAGCUGAUCGUCGUACUUCCCAUCUGGUUGUGUGCGGUCGUACUCGGUAUAUGGGAGAAAUGCGACGAGCUGAACGAUCCCACCUUUAGCCACUUCGAAGAUUCUGAAAACUACAACGGUUUGAAGGUAUUUGUUUCGAUUGCUGGUGCAAUGUACUUACUAUAUCUGGGGCUUUUGAUGCUGAAAGCAUACUCCGAGCUGCGAUCGAUGCCAUAUUUUGAUAUGCGCCUUAAGAUCCUAACACUGCUGAUGCUGAUUGUGCUAUCGAUUUCGCUCAUCGUAACGAUGCAACACUUUGGUUUCGAUACGCUGGAGGAUAACUUUAUCGCCCAACUAUAUACCAGCUACAAGAGCUCGGCACAAUUUAUGUGUUUCUAUGGGUUGUUAAACUUUUAUCUCUACGCAAUGGCCUACGUCUAUUCGCCGAGUGGUCCUGCUGUGCAUGAACCGAUCACAGCGAAGGAUAAUCCUACGUUUUCGAUGAUAAACGAUUCUGACGAAGAAGUUAUGUACGGGUCGGACGAGGAAAGCCGUAGACCGUUAAAUUCGGCCUGCAGAAAGGGAAACGAUUACGAUAGUGAUUAAGCCUCUGCAGGUAUCGUCAAAUUUCCUACAAAAAAAAAUAAGCAGCGUAUAAUACGCACUGCAGCGUUCAAUUCUUACCAAAUUUUCAACAAUCAGCAAACAGUAGCCGCAAGUCGAUUCGUUUGUGCUAAAUGUCAACCUGGUUGAAUCUUCCCAUGCAGUAAAACAAGUAGCGCUGCAAAUAUCAUACGUUUAGAACAUGAACAGCAAAUGCAGGGUACUUGAUUAAGGUAUAAAAGCACGGAAAAUUCGUUGUGAAGAUGUCAAUUCAAUUUAAAGGUACCUUUUUUUUAGUGCAUCUGUUGAACAUUUCAGUUAAAUUUGCUCUGUGCGCACUUUGUUUACAUUUUGUGAUAGCACCCCGCGUUAUACGUUUACUUCACUAGGUGCAUUUCUCCACCAGUAUCGCUGACAUCGUGUGCAAACUUCAUGCGCGAGAACGCAGAUCGGUUUUUGCAGUUAAAACAACAAAACUAGAACAAUUUAUUUAAUCUACCAUAAUCAGUAAGACCUAUUGAAAAUUGUAAGUGUAAGAGUCUAGAGAUUGCCAUUCGUGUAGGUUUCCUGAUGCCUAGUAAAAGUUUGACAGUGGAACAAUCGAUUAAAAUUAUUCCCAACACUACGUGCGAGCCUCCGUAUAAUUCAGUGGCUGCAGACUAGCGGGUAACUAUAAAUACGAUAAACAAUAAUGCGUUGGAAAGAGAUAGGACAAAUUUCUUUGUUUGUGUAUAUUUAACAUUCCAACAUAGAUCUCUUGUCAUUUUCCCCUCCUUCCCCAUUCCCUUCCUGCUAUCCUUAUACGGUUAGGUUGUAUCCGUUAUUUAGAUAAUAUUGAAUAAAAUAUCAGCUAAACGGUGUGUGGUGAGAGUUAAAAAUAAACCAAAUACAACCCAUGCAUACUCCACAGUUCAUUAGCCAUGGGGAAAUUUAA